Messenger RNA from Enhydra lutris kenyoni (northern sea otter), 1569 nucleotides. Its product is annotated as ethanolamine kinase 2. NCBI's taxonomy places the organism in Eukaryota, Metazoa, Chordata, Mammalia, Carnivora, Mustelidae. The coding region runs from base 17 to 1177 and encodes 386 amino acids. The transcript is spliced from 8 exons. Gene Ontology annotation, cellular component: cytoplasm. Gene Ontology annotation, molecular function: ethanolamine kinase activity. Gene Ontology annotation, biological process: phosphatidylethanolamine biosynthetic process. The record is from RefSeq and is a predicted model, not a curated record.
GGUGGGGCUGCUGGGAAUGGCUGUGCCCCCUUCGGCUCCUCUGCCGUGCUCGCCCUUUUACCUGCGGCGGCAGGCGCCGUGCCCGCAGUGCUCAUGGGGCAUGGAGGAGAAGGCGGCGGCCAGCGCGGGCUGCCGGGAGCCAACGGGCGCCCCGAGGGCCGCCGCCGUCCCUUGCUUCGGCAUAUCCGUGGACCAGGACGACAUCCUCCCGGGCGCCCUGCGCCUCAUCCAGGAGCUGCGGCCGCAUUGGAAGCCCGAGCAAGUUCGGACCAAGCGCUUCACUGAUGGCAUCACCAACAAGCUGGUGGCCUGCUACGUGGAGGAGGACAUGCGGGACUGCGUGCUGGUCCGGGUGUACGGGGAGCGCACUGAGCUGCUGGUGGACCGGGAGAAUGAGGUCAGGAACUUCCAGCUGCUGCGAGCACAUGGCUGCGCCCCCAAACUCUACUGCACCUUCCAGAAUGGGCUGUGCUAUGAGUACAUGAGGGGCAUGGCCCUGGGACCCGAGCACAUCCGGGAGCCCCGGCUCUUCAGGCUAAUCGCCCUAGAAAUGGCAAAGAUUCACACCAUCCACGCCAACGGCAGCCUGCCCAAGCCCACCCUCUGGCACAAGAUGCACAAUUAUUUCACCCUUGUGAAGAACGAGAUCAACCCCAGCCUUUCCGUAGAUGUCCCCAAGGUGGAGGUAUUGGAGCAGGAGCUGUCCUGGCUGAAGGAACACCUGUCGCAGCUGGACUCCCCGGUGGUGUUCUGUCACAACGACCUGCUUUGCAAGAACAUCAUCUACGACAGCACCCAAGGCCACGUACGGUUCAUUGACUAUGAGUACGCCGGCUACAACUACCAAGCUUUUGACAUUGGCAACCAUUUCAACGAGUUUGCAGGUGUGAACGAGGUGGAUUACUGCCGCUACCCUGGCCGGGAGACCCAGCUGCAGUGGCUGCACUACUACCUACAGGCACAGAAGGGCAUGGCCGUGACCCCCAGGGAGGUGGAGAGGCUCUAUGUGCAAGUCAACAAGUUCGCCUUGGCAUCUCACUUCUUCUGGGCACUCUGGGCCCUCAUCCAGAACCAGUUCUCCACCAUCGACUUUGACUUCCUCAGGUACGCAGUGAUCCGGUUCCAUCAGUACUUCAAGGUGAAGCCUCAAGUGUCAGCCUUGGAGAUGCCAAAGUGACCAGCUUCCCCAUCUCUCCCUUACCCACCUGCCAGGCCAGACCCGUUCUCCGGGGCUCGGUCCUGCUCUGGGGUCCGCCCCCUUGGACAAGGUGGGAGAGGGGACAGGUGGGUGUCCAGGGAGAAGGCCCCACCCCUGCUGCCAGCCCCCGCCCCCGCCCCAUGGAGGUUGCUGGAGACCACGUUCUUUUGUUUGGAGGGGCUGAUAGGACCCAGCUCUGGGGGUCCCCUUCACCAUGCCAGAUUUGGGGGUGGGAGUGCCUGCAGUCAGCCAGGGCCUGGACCACAGCCACCCCUGGGAAGCCCGGUAUUCCUGGCCUCAGGCCACGCUGGAAUCGGGGCUGCCUUAGAUGUGUCUUCGACCUUCCUGGCUUGGGGACAGGGGGAGGUGGG